AUGUUGCAGCGAAGGAUAGCGAAGGUGUUAGUGCUGCUGGUGUUGUCGAGCGUGGAUACGACGCAAUCAGCAACGGCCGAGUUGGAGAUCGUGCGGUGGAUUGAGUCGGCUGCAGGUGUUCUCGAGAAGGAUGCGUGCUGGCGAGAUGUCAACCGGACGCUGGAGGCGGUUCGUUUCCGGGAACCGUGGGCUUUGGCAAUGCUGGACGCGUCGGUGAAGUUCCCAGAGGCGGUGGCGUUGGGAUCGCGGUUCCAGUUCGGCAGUUACGACGAGUGUCUGCGGCCUCUGUCAGGUCAGUCGCUCGCAAACGCACCAGCCGUUCCGCCCCAGUACUGCCUGGUGCACGUUUCAUUGGAGGGGUUUCCUAGACGUGACCCAAUCGGACGAGACGAUACCUCAAACGGCUCGUCUCGGAUGCUUUGGGGUGUCUGCCUGCCUGCUGUCUGCUCGGAAGGUGAAGUAACACAGUUGUUGACCGCCAUUAGUGGGUAUGACGCAGACUUCGCUAGCUGCCAGCGUUGGAGCGACGUUAGUGCACCUGCAGGAUAUGAUCUGCUGCAAACAGCAACCGCUUGCAUACUACUGCUGUUCGCAUUGAUGAUCUCCUGCAGCACGUUGUACGGUCUGUGUGGUGAACAGCGCCAUAAACCGGUCGUGACCAUCCUUCGAGCGUUCUCCAUCACCGAGAACCUGCGUAAACUAGUGCAGGUGUCAAAGGAUGACCACGGACUCGGGUGUCUAAACGGCAUAAAAGCGAUCGCGAUGGUGUUCAUCCUGGGUGGACAUGCACUGCUCUUCAUGGCCGGUGGACCACUCCUGAAUGCUGGGUUCUUUCGUGAGCAGAGUCGCCUUCUACAUAACGCCUUCUUACUCAACUCACCUCUGCUCGUCGACACCUUCCUGCUACUGAGCGGCUUCCUGUUCGCGAGGCUACUCCUUCUCGAGCUAGACAAGCGUCAGGGACGUGUCAACUUCGCGCUACUAUACCUGUUCCGAUACGUCCGGCUUACACCAGCAUACCUAGCUGUCAUCGCACUGUACGCCACCUGGCUACCACUGUCAGGUGAUGGACCUCUUUGGGGCGCACGAAUGGCACGCGAACAACACCGUUGCCGGGAGAACUGGUGGGCGAACGUGCUGUACGUGAACAACUACGUCGGUACCGAAGAGGUGUGCAUGUUCCAGUCGUGGUAUCUCGCUGCCGACACGCAGCUGUUCGUAUUGGCUCCAGUACUACUCUAUCCGAUGUGGCGCUUUGGGCGACGCGUAGCACUACUGCUGAUCGGCUCCAUCACCACCAUCUCCAUUCUGGUGCCAUUCGGUGUUACCUACGCUCAACGGCUCGAUCCAACGUUCAUGGUGUUUGCAGAUGAGGUGAGCGAUCUGCAGGCGAACGAUUACUUCGUGAACGUGUACGGCAAGACGCACUUGCGUGCCACGGCUUAUCUGUUUGGGUUGCUCGUCGGCUACCUUGUGCACUGGAUGCAAAUUGAAAACGUGCGUAUCAAUCGGCGGAUGCUGGCGAUCUGUUGGAUCGUGUCGGGUGUGUGUGGAACCACCGCCAUGUUCUCUCUCACCGCGUUCUACACCGAUCUUGGCACGCAGAACUAUCUCUACAACGCGUUGUACGCCGCACUGCAUCGGUUCGGGUGGAGCCUGUCAAAUGGGUGGCUCGUGUUGGUGUGCGUCACCGGUCACAGUCGAACAUUGAAGCGAUUCCUGUCAGCACGCGCCUUCGUCCCACUUAGCCGUCUCACGUACUGUGCUUAUCUGACGAACGGGCUGGUCGAGCUGUACCUGGCUGCAUCACGACGGACACCUCUCUAUGCCAGCAUCGCGACACUGACGGCUGAGACGAUCUCGCACAUCUUGCUGACGUUCCUGCUGGCGCUGGUGCUCUGUCUGAUGUUCGAGUCACCUAUCCACGGACUAGAGAAGAUGCUGCUACAUCGCUUCCGGCCGAGUCAAUCACCCACCAGAGCACCGGAAACGAGCAGCCUUAGUACGAGCAACAACACUCACAGUACCUCGGAGGAGGCGUAAUAUGGGGAAAUGGGUGACAGUGACACAUGUACAUACAUUGCGAUAAGGGACACACAAACACACGGACACAGUGACAAAUCCGGUACACCGACCGGAUGGUAGGUUUCAAUAAAGUCGAUAUUUAUCUAGGGACGAAG
Messenger RNA from Anopheles nili, 2180 nucleotides. RefSeq names its product nose resistant to fluoxetine protein 6-like. The transcript is spliced from 5 exons. Gene Ontology annotation, molecular function: acyltransferase activity, transferring groups other than amino-acyl groups. Lineage: Eukaryota; Metazoa; Arthropoda; Insecta; Diptera; Culicidae. The coding region runs from base 1 to 2043 and encodes 680 amino acids. The record is from RefSeq and is a predicted model, not a curated record.